AUGGUGGUCACUGGUUUUGGCAAGAGCAGUGUCAAUGGUUCCCUCCUGCCAUCAAUACAAAACAGUGGAACUCCGUCUCCCAUAGACUGCAGAAUGAGCCAGUGGAGUGAGUGGUCUCAGUGUGACCCUUGCCUCAAACAAAUGUUCCGCUCAAGGAGCAUUGAGGUCUUUGGCCAGUUUCAUGGAAGGAAGUGCUUGGACUCGGUGGGAGACAGACGACAGUGUGUAUCCACGGAGCCUUGUGAAGACGCUGAGGAUGACUGUGGAAAUGAUUUUAAAUGUGCCACAGGAAGGUGCAUAAAGAGGCGGCUCCUGUGUAAUGGUGACAAUGAUUGUGAAGACUUUUCGGAUGAAGAUGAAUGUGAAAAUGAGCCCCAACUCCCCUGCCGUGACAAAGUGGUGGAAGAGUCUGAGCUAGCACGAACAGCAGGUUCUGGGAUCAACAUUUUAGGAAUGGCUCCCCUAACCACACCUUUUGACAAUGAAUUCUUCAACGGCCACUGUUACCGAGUUAGAGACGGGAACACCUUGACAUACUACCGGAGACCCUGGAACGUGGCUGUUUUGACUUAUGAAGUCAAAGCUGAUAAAAAUUUCAGAACGGAGCAUUUUGAAGAACAGUACCAAGCAUUCACAACUGUCAUCCAACAGAAGACAUCAACUUUCAAUGCAGAUUUCUCUCUCAAAUUCAUGCCAACUGAGAUCAUUGGCAAGACUAAAAACAAACCUGACAAACAUGCUAAUGGAAAAAAUACUCAAAAUCAUAAUAAUGGAAGGAUUGCCUCUCAGUUUAACUAUUCCAAAAAUGAAUCUUACCAACGGUUCUUGUCAUAUUCUUCACUAAAGGAAAAAAUAUUUCUGUAUGUGAAAGGAACAAUUCAGACGGGAAGAUUUGUGAUGAGAAAUCGGGACAUCAUGCUUACAACAACUUUCCUGGAUGAUAUAAAAGCUCUGCCAACUAACUAUGAAAAGGGGGAAUAUUUUGCAUUUUUGGAAACCUAUGGAACCCACUACAGUACUUCUGGCUUUCUAGGGGGAGUUUAUGAGCUAAUUUAUGUUUUGGAUAAAGCUUCCAUGAAGGAGAAAGGUGUUGAACUAAAAGAUAUACAGAAAUGCCUUGGGUUUAAUAUGGAUUUGUCUAUAUACAAGGAAGAUGGGCUUACAGCACACAUUGAUAAGAAAAAUUGUUUAAAGAUGGUUGGAAAUAGAAUUGUAAACAUGACUCAAGAUAACCUCAUAGAAGAUGUCGUUUCAUUCAUAAGAGGAGGAACCACAAAAUAUGCAUUUGCAUCAAAAGAAAAGCUUCACAGCACAAUCACUAUGACUGAUCUGACAGACUUUGUAAACUGGGCCAAUUCCCUAAAUGAUGCUCCGGUGCUCAUAGACCAAACUCUAUCUCCUAUAUAUAAUCUAGUUCCCGUGAAAAUGAAAGAUGCACACCUAAAGAAACAAAAUCUGGAACGAUCCAUUGAAGACUAUAUCAAUGAAUUCAGUGUGCGGAAAUGCCACCCAUGUCAAAAUGGGGGCACUGUGAUACUGCUGAAUGGACAAUGUUUGUGCACCUGCCCACUGGCAUUUAAAGGACUUGCCUGCGAAAUAAAGAAACAGUAA
Chrysochloris asiatica (Cape golden mole) is the source of this 1611-nucleotide messenger RNA. It is a transcript of the gene C9, whose product is annotated as complement component 9. Gene Ontology annotation, molecular function: protein binding. The transcript is spliced from 10 exons. Gene Ontology annotation, biological process: immune response. Lineage: Eukaryota; Metazoa; Chordata; Mammalia; Afrosoricida; Chrysochloridae. Bases 1 to 1611 code for a protein of 536 amino acids. Gene Ontology annotation, cellular component: membrane attack complex. The record is from RefSeq and is a predicted model, not a curated record.